Messenger RNA from Caenorhabditis briggsae, 513 nucleotides. RefSeq names its product Protein CBR-MRPS-25 (gene Cbr-mrps-25). Lineage: Eukaryota; Metazoa; Nematoda; Chromadorea; Rhabditida; Rhabditidae. Bases 1 to 513 code for a protein of 170 amino acids. Gene Ontology annotation, cellular component: mitochondrion. Gene Ontology annotation, molecular function: structural constituent of ribosome. The transcript is spliced from 3 exons. The record is from RefSeq and is a predicted model, not a curated record.
AUGCCGUUCAUGCACGGUUCGAUGCCGCUCCGGCGGACAUUCUUCUAUCUACAGCAAGGAAAAGUGAAGUUCCGUGACAACGUCAACGUCUUCGCAAUGGGUUUUCACCGAAAUCCCAACGAGCAACAAUCGGGCGCCCGCGACUUUGUCUACUGGCACUGGGCUCAGUUGCAGUACCACAAUCCCAAGGUUCAGCUCGUGAAGCACGCCGACAAAGUGAUCACACCAUUCGCCAGAGCUUAUUUGAAUGAUGGUCGUGAGGUGCUCUUCGAUUUGGACGGUAUGAGGCGAGAGGAAAUCGAGCAGGCGUUGGCGAAAACGCUAGGGAAGACAGAGUUGGUGGAGCGAAGAGAGCAUUUGGAGAGUAUUGCCAAGUUGAAUCCCGCUGAUUUUGGUUCCAAAAACGAGAGACAGUGCAUGUGCGAAGUACAAGGUCAACACCCGUGUACCGGACUUCUACGAGCGCCCAAGUGCAUGACCGGCAAACAACGAUGGAAUCAUAAUCUCAUUUAA